GGUUCAUAUCUGAUCGUAUUGGGAGCUACUUAAGAGGUGUAGUCCAUUUGUUCUUUAGACUAGAGUAGGCGAGGAGGCUCCGGGCACAGGAAUAACAGGAAGCUCAAGACCUGAAAAACCAUGAAGCUCAGUGAGAAGGACCCAGCAGAAAACAAAGAGAGCCAGAGGAACUGGUCCUGCUCACUCCUCGUGGCCGCUCUCGUGGGAGCCUUCGGAUCCUCCUUCCUCUACGGGUACAACCUCUCGGUGGUGAACGCGCCUACGCCGUAUAUCAAGGCCUUUUACAAUGAAACCUGGGUCAGAAGGCAUGGACAUCCCAUAGACGCGGAUACCCUGACUCUUCUCUGGUCUGUGACUGUGUCCAUAUUUGCAAUUGGUGGCCUGGUGGGAACGUUGCUGGUGAAGAUGAUCGGAAAGUUUCUUGGGAGGAAGUACACGCUGCUGGUCAACAAUGGAUUUGCAAUUUCUGCAGCAUUGCUGAUGGCCUGCUCACUCCCAGCAGGAACUUUCGAGAUGCUCAUUGUAGGACGGUUCAUCAUGGGCGUGGAUGGAGGCAUCGCACUCAGUGCGCUCCCCAUGUACCUCAAUGAGAUCUCACCCAAGGAGAUCCGGGGCUCUCUGGGCCAGGUGACUGCCAUCUUCAUCUGCAUUGGCGUGUUUUUUGGACAGCUACUGGGCCUGCCCGAGCUGCUGGGAAAGGAGAGCACCUGGCCGUACCUGUUCGGAGUGAUCGUUGUCCCUGCCUUGGUUCAGCUGGUGAGCCUGCCAUUUCUCCCUGAGAGCCCACGCUACCUCCUCUUUGAAAAGCACGAUGAGGCAGGAGCCACGAAAGCCUUCCAAACAUUUCUGGGCAAAGCAGAUGUCUCCCGAGAGCUGGAGGAGGCCCUGGCCGAGAGCCGUGUGCAAAGGAACCUUCGUAUGGUGUCCGUGUUAGAGCUUCUGAGAGCGCCAUUUGUCCGCUGGCAGGUCAUCACUGUCAUCAUCACCAUGGCCAGCUACCAGCUGUGUGGACUCAAUGCGAUCUGGUUCUAUACCAACAGCAUCUUUGGCAGAGCUGGAAUCCCUCAGGACAAGAUCCCGUACAUCACCCUGAGCACAGGUGGAAUCGAGACGUUAGCUGCGAUCUUCUCUGGCCUGGUCAUUGAGCGCCUAGGACGAAAACCUCUCCUCAUUGGUGGCUUUGGGCUGAUGGCCCUCUUCUUUGGGACCCUCACCGUGACACUGACCCUGCAGGACCAAGCUUCCUGGGUCCCUUACCUAAGCAUCGUGUGCAUUUUGGCCGUCAUCGCAUCGUUCUGCAGCGGCCCAGGUGGGAUCCCGUUCAUCCUGACCGGAGAGUUCUUCCAGCAGUCAGAGCGGCCGGCAGCCUUCAUCAUCGCGGGCACAGUCAACUGGCUCUCCAACUUCGCUGUGGGGCUCCUUUUCCCCUUCAUCCAGAAAAGCCUGGAGUCCUACUGCUUCCUCGUCUUCGGCACAAUAUGUAUCGCGGCCGCUGUCUACUUCUACUUUGUGCUCCCCGAGACCAAAAACAGAACCCACGCAGAGAUCAGCCAGGCAUUCGCCAAGAGGAACAAGGCUCAGGCCCCAGAGUUGAAGGCUGACUCACCCGUGUCAGAGGAGAAGGCUAAUGGCCAGCCUGAGCCAGAUCCAUCCUCCACACUGGACAGCUGUGGCCAAAACAGAAUUGUCUAACUGUGUCUACAGCUACUUCCCAAAAACCUAGAAGGUUUCCGCAGAUAGAAGCCAUGUGAGACUCAUACUGGGGUGUUAGGAAGAAGCCCGUGGGAAUCAGACCUCACAGCUGCCCUUCCAAACUCUCCUGGAAGUCCUCCCUAGGUUUGGUACACCUGGCAUUCUAUUACAGCCAUCUUCCUGACUGAGCCCAUAGUUUUGAAAUAAAGUUGGGGGAAAGG
Messenger RNA from Acomys russatus (golden spiny mouse), 1913 nucleotides. It is a transcript of the gene Slc2a9, whose product is annotated as solute carrier family 2 member 9. The transcript has 13 exons. Gene Ontology annotation, molecular function: hexose transmembrane transporter activity. Gene Ontology annotation, biological process: monosaccharide transmembrane transport. NCBI's taxonomy places the organism in Eukaryota, Metazoa, Chordata, Mammalia, Rodentia, Muridae. The coding region runs from base 121 to 1692 and encodes 523 amino acids. The record is from RefSeq and is a predicted model, not a curated record. Gene Ontology annotation, cellular component: membrane.